GCACCGUAACAAGUGCCUACACCACAGCCUUCCAGACACCGCAAGCAUGGAGUACAUCAAGCCACCGGAGCCUCUGGGCCUCUCAACCAACGGGGGAAGAACGUGGAAGCUCUUCCGGCAAAAAUUUGAUUUCUUUUUGGCAGCCACGGAGUGCACUGAAAAACCGAGGUCAGAGGCAGCAAAAACGGCCCUUUUCUUCAGCGUGGCUGGUGACGAGGCGCUUGAAGUGUACAACAACCUUACGUUCGAUGAAGGCGAAGACAAGCAGGACUAUGACACGGUGGUGGCCAAGCUCGAGAAAUACUACGUCGAGCAAGAGAACACAAUUCAUGAGCGUUACGUCUUCCGGUCUCGACUACAGAGCGAAGCUGAACCCUUCGAACAGUUCCUCCGCGCAUUGAAGAAGCAGGCGCAGUUUUGCAAGUAUGGAACAAUGAUGGACGAGAUGGUGCGCGACCAAAUUGUGUUCGGUACAUACUCGCCGAAGCUACGGGAGAAGUUGCUCAGGGACAAGGGCCUUACGUUCGACAAAGCCGUGGGUUUAUGCAAGGCGGCGGAAACAUCAGCACGUGAGAACUCGCUGUGGCGGAAGACUGACGGAGAGCUUCACGUCCUUGCAGCAUUGUCGAGCCGAAGCUUCAAAUGUUCCCGCUGCAGCCGGUCCCAUGCCGCACGGCGCUGUCCAGCCUACGGGAAAACUUGCUACUUGUGCAAGGGGCGUAACCACUUUGCGUCAUGCUGCCAAUCAAGCGGAGUCAUCUGCGAGGUAAAGGACGAGAGGAAGACGCCAUACCAAAACGACGACUUUGAUGUUUUGGACGUCACCAUCGGAAACAUUAGCAGUGACCGGGACUGGAUCAUGAAAGCAAAUAUUGCAGGCAAGGACAUCGACUUCAAGAUCGACACAGGGUCCCAAGCAAACUUGAUGCCGCUGAGCAACGACACCGUUCGCAUAAGGGGAAAGACAUGGAUAAGAAAAGCCAAGGUUCUUGGAUCAGCGGGGCCUCGUUCCCUCCAUGUGCGAACAGAAGACCGGAACAUCCUGCGCCGCAAUCGGCAGCACCUCUUGGCAACGAGCGAGCAUUUUGAGGACACCUCCGACGAAGAAGAUUACGACGAAGAGCAGGUACCUGCCUCUGUAGAAUCUCCCACGUCCGGCUCGUCCACGACAGUGCCAGGUUGUCCGCAACCACCUUUGCAGCCAGUUCUACCGCAGCGAAGGUCUCAGCGUCAAGCACGUCGUCCGGAUCGUCUGGGAUACGAUCAAAACUUUCAGCAGAUAAGUCAACGACGUUGAAGGGGAAGAUG
This is a messenger RNA of Rhipicephalus sanguineus (brown dog tick), 1308 nucleotides long. RefSeq lists its product as uncharacterized. The transcript is spliced from 2 exons. The coding region runs from base 47 to 1297 and encodes 416 amino acids. The record is from RefSeq and is a predicted model, not a curated record. NCBI's taxonomy places the organism in Eukaryota, Metazoa, Arthropoda, Arachnida, Ixodida, Ixodidae.